Messenger RNA from Salarias fasciatus (jewelled blenny), 4322 nucleotides. It is a transcript of the gene cacna2d2a, whose product is annotated as calcium channel, voltage-dependent, alpha 2/delta subunit 2a. The transcript is spliced from 38 exons. The record is from RefSeq and is a predicted model, not a curated record. Gene Ontology annotation, molecular function: voltage-gated calcium channel activity. Lineage: Eukaryota; Metazoa; Chordata; Actinopteri; Blenniiformes; Blenniidae. Gene Ontology annotation, cellular component: voltage-gated calcium channel complex. Bases 380 to 3703 code for a protein of 1107 amino acids.
GCGCUCGUUACAUUGGAGACAGUGUGAGAGCAAAGGAGCAAAUGUGCGCGGCGGCGAAGAGGGAGGGAGGACAGCGAGUGCGCAAAUAGGAAGCCAGGCACAUCAGCGGCGGCGGCGGAGGAGCAUCUUCCUCGUUCUGGUCCCGAUCCCGAUCCCGAUCCGGAUCCGGAUCCCCCGAGUCUCCGGCUGACAGCGCUUCGUGUGCGUCUCUCUCUGAGAUUUCACUGCCGGCUGAAGUGUCCAGCUGAAGCCUCCGCCAACCAUCACCUCCUACCACACACUUUCUCUGGAAGCUUGGCUAUUCUUAGCUCAGCUGCGAGAGACAACUCCUUCCGGUCCUUCUCUUAUUUAUCCCAGUUUCUUGAAUAUUUAAUGGAAAAUGGCGAUCUGCGCGCAGUCGUGCGGUAUUUUCUGCCUGUUCGCGAUCCAAACUGUACUUAUCAUCUGCGUGUCCACGCCGACCGCCGGGACGCAUCUCUUCCCCCAGCACUACACAAUGAUUCACUGGGCCGGACGCAUCGAGAAGGAGCUGGAAAAGGUUCUGCAGCACGUCACCGGGACUCAGCAGAUGAGAUCGAUUUAUAAUGAGAAGAAGAGCCAGUUCGAAAUCAAGAGAAACAACCCCAAGGACUUGGUGGAGAAAGUGGCACGAGACAUCUCCAAGCUGCUCGACAGCAAGAGAAAAGCCCUGAAGAAACUCGCCAAGGAGGCAGAGGCGCUUCAGACGGACCACGUAUGGCAAGACGGUGUGACGGAGAAUGCCAUUUCAUACUACGAUUCCAAAGCGGAUUCAGACUAUACGGAGGAUGGAGAGGAGGAGAACCCGCUGGAGAACUCGUUGUCACUGGAGCUGGAGUUCGUGGACGAUCCCAAUUUUAAGAACAAAGUGAACUACUCCUACAGCGCGGUCCAGAUCCCCACUGACAUUUACAAAGGCUCCCCGGUCAUCCUCAACGAGCUGAACUGGACCCAGGCGCUGGAGCGGGUCUUCAUUGAAAACCGAAGGGACGACAGCUCCCUGCGCUGGCAGGUGUUUGGCAGUGCCACGGGAGUGACUCGGUACUACCCAGCCACUCCGUGGAGGGCGCCCAACAAGAUUGACCUGUACGAUGUCCGCAGAAGACCAUGGUAUAUCCAAGGAGCAUCGUCUCCAAAGGACAUGGUCAUCAUAGUGGAUGUGAGCGGGAGCGUCAGUGGACUCACGCUGAAGCUCAUGAAGACCUCGGUGAUAGAGAUGCUGGACACCCUGUCAGACGACGACUACGUGAACGUGGCCAGGUUCAAUGAAAAGGCAGACGCCGUCGUCCCGUGCUUCAGGACUCUGGUCCAAGCCAACGUUCGCAACAAGAAGAUCUUCAAGGAAGCCGUCAUGCACAUGCAAGCCAAAGGAACCACGGAUUACAAGUCUGGCUUCACGUUUGCCUUCGAACAGCUUCUCAAUGAGAGCAGCGCCCCGAGGGCCAACUGCAAUAAGAUGAUAAUGAUGUUUACAGAUGGCGGGGAGGAUCGCGCACAGGAAAUCUUUGAGAAGUACAACUGGCCCAACAAAACAGUUCGAGUUUUCACCUUCUCCGUCGGUCAGCAUAAUUACGACGUCACGCCUCUGCAGUGGAUCGCAUGUGCCAAUAAAGGUUACUACUUUGAAAUUCCAUCAAUCGGAGCCAUCAGGAUCAAUACCCAGGAGUACCUGGAUGUCCUGGGACGGCCCAUGGUGCUGGCCGGCCCCAAAGCCAAGCAGGUGCAGUGGACCAACGUCUACCAGGACGCCCUGGGUCUGGGCCUCGUCAUUACUGGUACGAUGCCAGUCUUCAACAACACUCCAGAUACCAGCAGCUCUCAGAAUCAGCUCAUCCUUGGAGUCAUGGGCGUCGACAUCGCAAUCAGCGAAAUCAAAAAGAAGACGCCGACAUACAGACUCGGAGCGAACGGAUACACCUUCGCCAUUGACCCAAACGGUUAUGUUCUGCUGCAUCCAAAUCUGAGACCGAAGAUCAUUAACUUCAGGGAACCCGUCACUCUGGACUUCCUGGAUGCAGAACUGGAAGACAGCAACAAGGAGGAGAUCCGUCGACGGAUGAUUGAUGGCGAAUCAGGGCAAAGGAAAAUCAAAACGCUCAUUAAGUCAGUUGAUGAGAGAUACAUCGACGAGGCCUUGCGGACGUACACGUGGACGCCCGUGGAGGGCACGGACUACAGUUUAGGGUUGGUUCUACCAACAUAUAGUGAGAACCACAUCAAGGCCAACUUAAGUGACCAGAUCCUUCAGGUGCAGUAUUUUGAAUCACUGCUGCCAAACAGUUUUGAGUCUGAAGGACAUGUAUUCAUUGCUCCCAGGGAAUACUGCAAUGAGCUGGAACUGUCCAACAACAACACCGAGUUCCUGCUCAACUUCAUCGCUCUGAUGGAGAAAGUGACUCCAGAUUCCAAACAAUGUGACAAUCUGCUUCUUCACAACCUCAUCCUGGACACCGGCAUCAUCAGACAGCUGGUGGAGAAAGUGUGGAAGAACAAAGAUUUAAAUACAUACGGCUUUCUGGCUGUGUUUGCUGCGACAGAUGGAGGGGUAACAAGAGUGUUUCCCAACAAAGCUGCAGAAACCUGGGAGGAAGACCCUGAGCCGUUUAAUGCCAGCUAUUACCGCCGCAGCCUCGACAACAAGGGCUACAUCUUCCGAGCGCCUUAUCGAACAGCGAGGGACGAGCUGCUGAACCCAGAAAAUGACACCAUAGGUAUUCUGGUCAGCACGGCUGUUGACAUUACAAUUGGAGGGAAGACCAUCAAGCCUGCAGUUGUUGGGGUGAAACUAGACCUUGAAGCUUGGACCGAUAAGUUCAAGAUUCUGGCCAGCAACCACACCGACAACCGCCAAGGCUCAAAUACGUGUGGACCAAACCGAGGCUGUGAAAUGGACUGCGAAGCCAACAGUGACGAUCUCCUGUGUUAUCUAAUAGACGACGGUGGAUUCCUCAUCAUGUCCAAUCAGAAAGAAGACUGGAACAAGGUCGGCAUGUUCUUCAGCGAUGUGGACCCGUACCUGAUGCACGCCCUCUACAAUAACUCCUUCUACAAUCGGAAGCAGUCGUACGAUUACCAGUCUGUGUGUGAGCGCAUUCCAAACAGCGAGGCAGGAGCUGCACCCAGAGGAGUGUUUGUACCCACAAUUGCAGAUUUUGUCAACAUAGCAUGGUGGACAUCAGCUGCUGCAUGGUCUUUGUUCCAGCAGUUUAUAUACGGGCUGGCAUAUCGCAGCUGGUUUGUCACAGACGAGGUGGAUGCCGAGGGAUUUGACUCCAAAGAGAGGAGUUGUGUAAUGAUCCAGACCCAGUAUUACUUAAGUAAUCUCAGCAGCUCCUACAACAUACUGCAAGACUGUGGCAACUGCUCAAGGCUGAUCCAUGCCAAGAGGAUAAACAACACCAACUUGCUCUUUGUGGUCGCAGAAAAGAUGCCAUGCAACACCUGCGAGAUAGAGAAGCUUUCCCAGGAGGAGGAGGAAUUCAAGGAGGAUAAUCCAUGUGAAGAAUUGGCUGUGGCGCGCUAUCGAAAAGGACCCUCCACCUGCUUCGACAAUAACGUCACUGAGAACACGUCGGACUGCGGACGAGGGCACGCCUUCCGACCUCCUCUUUAUACUUUACUGCUCGUCCAGCUGCUCCUGCUCUAUCCAGCGGUCAGUCCCCACCUUCACUCUCUACUACAUUAAUUCCAUCGUCCGGCGCUAAUCCUCCUUUUGGCCCCUCCCCCUCCCCCGAGCUUCUCUCCAGCCCCACAACGCUCCGUCCGCCCCACGCCCCCCCCCCCCCCCCCCCCGGCCAAGCCCCCUCGCCUGGUAUAGUGAUAGGUAAUAAUGGGACUUCCCGUCACGGCCAGUCGGAAGCCCAGAGUGCCGCGUUACCCAGCCUGCUUCAGUGUGCGCCGCUUAGUGACAGCUGCCGGACGUCCGCGUCCUCCACCACUUAACCUCCAUCUGCAGGAAGGGCGGGUGGCGGCAGGCCACCUGAGUCAGAAAAGAGAAAACAAGCACCCUCCUCCGCCCCACCCGUAACCGUCCCGCAACCUCCGCCGCUGUCGCCGUGGGAGGGGGAACCAGAGGUCGGCCUGCUCUUCACAGACCUCCCACCACACACAGACUGGAGAACUGAGGCUGUCUGCCCGCCUGCACCUCCUCCUCCUCCUCCUCCUCCUCCUCCUCCUCCUCCUCCUCCUCCUCCUCCUCCUCCUCCUCUCCUCCAUCCCAGAGUGUCACCGCUCUGUCAUUUGCCUCUCAAGCGAGGCUGCGGACCAUUCAGCCGGUUAUAGCCUCCAUAAAAGAAAAUAUGUGG